This is a messenger RNA of Caenorhabditis remanei, 417 nucleotides long. RefSeq lists its product as uncharacterized. The transcript is spliced from 2 exons. Gene Ontology annotation, biological process: mRNA splicing, via spliceosome. Gene Ontology annotation, molecular function: RNA binding. The record is from RefSeq and is a predicted model, not a curated record. The coding region runs from base 1 to 417 and encodes 138 amino acids. Gene Ontology annotation, cellular component: precatalytic spliceosome; U2 snRNP; catalytic step 2 spliceosome. NCBI's taxonomy places the organism in Eukaryota, Metazoa, Nematoda, Chromadorea, Rhabditida, Rhabditidae.
AUGGCUAUGGCAAAUCGUCAAAAUCGCGGCGCAAAACUGCCGCCAGAGGUCAAUCGUAUCCUCUACAUCAAAAAUUUGCCAUACAAAAUCACCACCGAGGAGAUGUACGAGAUUUUCGGCAAAUUCGGAGCCGUCCGACAGAUUCGAGUCGGAAACACGGCAGAAACGCGCGGAACGGCGUUCGUCGUCUACGAAGACAUCUUCGACGCGAAAACGGCGUGCGAGCAUCUGUCCGGUUACAACGUAUCGAAUCGCUACCUGGUAGUACUGUACUAUCAGGCGACGAAGGCGUGGAAACGAAUGGAUACAGAGAAGGCGCGCGCCAAAUUGGAAGAUAUCAAAGAACGAUACGGAAUCGGUGGAGAUAUCGAUAAGGAGAAGGAGAAGAUGGGACUGUUCACGCCGAGACGCAACUAA